UUCUAACGAAGCUGAACUGACAAAGCGUGAAAGUGGUCUAAAAGGAAAAACAAAGAUAGUGACCAUGUGCUCACUGUGCCAAGACUAAUCAAUAUGCCAGAAGCUCAGCUUUCCUCUCUCUUGUGAUGUGUUUUUAUUUUUUUUCAGCUGGGCUAACAGUCUCCUCCCCUUUCCUUAAGUUACAGUGAUAGUAAGUUGCUGUAUUCCAAAGCACAUGCAGAUUGUCAGUUUUCUCUGAGUCCUGCUCGCUCAGCUCUGCCGCUCUGUUGUAUUUGCUGGGAAAUCCCUAUCUUAUCUGCCACCACCCUGUUCUUAAGAGUACUGCGGAUCUGAAAAGCACCUCACACGGAAGAGAGCCUUCCACUUUUCUGAAGGGAUAUUGACAGAAAUUAACUAUAUAGAAAACUUUUUGCAAGAUAGAUGACUAAAAGUGACGGAGAAGAUCCAAAACCUGGAAGUAGGAUGGAACGCAUUCAACAAGGAGUCCGGAAACGUACACUUUUGGCAAAAAAAAAAGUGCAGAGCAUAACAAAGGAUGAUGUUAAAAGUUAUUUAUUGAGGAAUGCCUUUGUGCUCUUCACCAUUGUUGCUGUGAUUCUUGGUGUAAUCCUUGGAUUUUCUCUUCGACCAUAUAAGAUGAGCUACCGGGAAGUCAAGUAUUUUUCAUUUCCAGGAGAACUACUCAUGAGAAUGCUGCAAAUGCUGGUCCUGCCACUCAUUGUAUCCAGUUUAGUCACAGGAAUUGCUGCCCUGGAUAGUAAAGCAUCAGGGAAGAUGGGAGUCCGAGCAGUAGUCUACUACAUGAGUACUACAAUCAUUGCUGUACUGAUUGGUAUAAUCAUUGUGGUCAUCAUCCACCCUGGGAAAGGUACUAAAGAAAACAUGCACAGAGAAGGCAAAAUUGUGCAAGUGACAGCAGCAGAUGCUUUUCUUGAUUUAAUCAGAAAUAUGUUCCCUCCAAAUCUAGUGGAAGCUUGCUUUAAACAGUUCAAAACUAACUAUGAAAAGAGAAUGUUUAAAGUAGACAUUCCAUCCAAUGGCACAUCCACAGUGGCUUCCAUAAUAAGCAAUGUGUCUGAAGCAAUGGAAACCCUCACUCGAAUGAAGGAGGAAAUAGUUCCUGUUCCAGGUUCUGUAAAUGGAGUGAAUGCGCUUGGCUUGGUGGUUUUCUCCAUAAGCUUUGGCCUGGUGAUUGGAAGCAUGAAGGAGCAAGGUCAGGCAUUAAAAGACUUCUUUGAUAGCCUUAAUGAGGCUAUCAUGAGAUUGGUAGCUCUAAUCAUGUGGUAUGCUCCUCUUGGAAUCCUGUUCUUAAUUGCUGGGAAAAUUGUUGAGAUGGAAGAUAUGGGUGUGAUUGGUGGUCAGCUUGCCAUGUACACUGUAACGGUUAUCAUCGGUUUGCUAAUUCAUGCUGUUAUUGUCCUACCUCUUCUCUACUUCCUGCUCACUCGUAAAAACCCUUGGGUAUUUAUUGGAGGUUUAAUCCAGGCAUUAGUCACAGCUUUGGGAACAUCUUCCAGUUCUGCAACACUACCUGUGACCUUUAAGUGUCUAGAAGAAAUAAACGGUGUGGACAAACGAGUUACAAGAUUUGUGCUCCCAGUUGGUGCUACAAUCAAUAUGGAUGGAACUGCUUUAUAUGAGGCUUUGGCUGCAAUUUUCAUUGCACAGGUUAACAACUUUGAUCUGAACUUUGGGCAGAUUAUCACAAUCAGCAUCACAGCCACAGCUGCAAGUAUUGGGGCUGCAGGCAUUCCUCAAGCUGGACUGGUCACUAUGGUCAUUGUGCUUACAUCAGUAGGAUUGCCUACAGAUGAUAUCACUCUUAUCAUUGCAGUGGACUGGUUCUUGGAUCGUCUCCGUACCACAACCAAUGUCUUGGGAGACUCCAUCGGAGCAGGAAUUGUUGAACAUUUAUCACGGCAUGAGCUGAAGAACAGGGAUGCUGAAAUGGGUAAUUCUGUGAUAGAGGAGAAUGAAAUGAAGAAACCAUACCAACUGAUCUCACAAGAAAAUGAGAGCGAGAAACCAUUAGAUAGUGAAACCAAGAUGUAAGGUAAAGAAUGCAUGAGUCCAACACUACAAGUGUGAUAAACACACACUUUUUCCAGCCAUUUAUAUCUUGAAUUGCCCAAGUUCACUUAUUCAUUGAUUUCUGCUUUCAUGACAACAUGGGAAAGGAGUAAUGAAAAUUCAAAUUUCCAAAUUAGCAGUGAUCAUGGUAUAUGUUGGCUUCCCACUUAAAAAUAAACUAACAGGCAACAACAUUGGUCCUGCUGGACAUGUGAUAACUGAGGAUAAAAUGAGAGAUUGCUCAGUCCUGUGAACUUAGUCUUUUUUUUUUGUUUUUUUUUUUUUAAUGAACUGGAAAGUAAAACCAGAUAACAGAACCUGAAAUGGUUUUAUUAUUUUAAAUACUGGUUACAAAAUUCCUGC
Dryobates pubescens (Downy woodpecker) is the source of this 2433-nucleotide messenger RNA. RefSeq names its product solute carrier family 1 member 3 (gene SLC1A3). Gene Ontology annotation, biological process: L-aspartate import across plasma membrane; L-glutamate import across plasma membrane; D-aspartate import across plasma membrane. Gene Ontology annotation, cellular component: plasma membrane. Lineage: Eukaryota; Metazoa; Chordata; Aves; Piciformes; Picidae. Gene Ontology annotation, molecular function: L-glutamate transmembrane transporter activity; neutral L-amino acid transmembrane transporter activity; glutamate:sodium symporter activity. The transcript has 10 exons. The coding region runs from base 421 to 2052 and encodes 543 amino acids. The record is from RefSeq and is a predicted model, not a curated record.